UUGGGUGUAACUUUCUAAACACUUGAGGGCAGUGCUGAAGUUUUCUCUUGGCUGCACAGAUCCAGAGGAUGGGUUACGGUUAAACCAUUAAAUGGUUCCUGAGAGCAGCUGUGUCUGCAGCUCUCCCCUCCACCAGGAGAUGGAUGAAAUGCAGAUUUCACACUGAGGAGCGGGACAGCUAACAGGACGUUAAAUAAGUGAGAGCAACAACAGUCAGCCAUGGAUGCACGUAGAAUACAUGUGGGCAAUGCAGCAGGGGGCUAAAUGUCCAUCGCUGGACUGAUGUCAUUCACGCGUUAAUAUGUGUGAAGUAACAUCAGCCUAAAGGAAAAACCUGCAGGAGCAUCAAGAGCUGCAUUUCAGAUCAGAUUCAAACAUGAAUGUUUUCUCAGUUCUGUAUUCAGCUUGUUAACAAACUCUAAAGCAUUUCUAACUUUCAUUCAGAGUGUGAGCUGCAGCCUGCUGGAACCGUGGGGAGUUGAAGCAGCAGCUCUCAGAGCGGGUCGGAGCAGAUGAACGCCGGAGUCAAACUUUCACUUCCUGUCAGCUUCACAAAUGUGAAACGUGAAACCUUGGAGCCGAGGACGUUAAAGAGGAUCUCCUCUCUAAUGGAAUGUCGGCCGUGGAGGAGCUCCUACUCUGGUUGAGUGUCUUCUGUCCAUUAUCUCCAGCUGCUGAUGCGCCCCCAACGCUGAAGACGCCCCCGUCUUCUUCUCGACCGCUGCGAAGAGGAAGCUGUGGUUCUCAGCGCUUCCUCAGACGACCGUUGCUGCUCGAGAAAACACAUUCUCCAUCGGGACGUUCUUCAUCAUGUCUCGCUCGGUUCUCCUCCUCUGCCUCCUCGUGAGCUCCUCCAGCUCUCCGGCUCCUCCUCGCCGCUCCUUUCCUCUCAACUCGACGGAGAGACCCGUCCAGCUGUUCCGGCUGCAGAACGUCACCACCAUGUUCCUCAGCAGCGACGGCUCCACCCUCUACGUCGGCGCUCGAGACGCCGUCCUGUCAUUGGACGUCAGUCAGGGAGGACACAUGACCCAGAAGCAGCGAGUGUCAUGGCGUCCGACGGACGACGAAGCUGAAGACUGCAGGAAGAAAGGAAAAGAUUCUACGGUGGACUGUCCUAACUUUGUCCACGUCUUGCUGCCUCUGAACUCCACCCACCUCUACGCCUGUGGGAGCUACGCCUUCAGCCCUCAAGACGCCUUCAUCGACCACCUAACCUUCUCCAUGGUCAACGGUCCAUCGCGGCGCUGCCCGUACAGCCCCUUCCAGAGGAGCUCCGCCCUCGUCUCGGACGGCGAGCUGUUCACCGCCACCACCACCACCUUUAAAGGAAUCAUGCCCCAAAUCUCCCGUCACUUCAGCAGAGACGGACGUCCGGACGUCAUUCUGGACAACUACGUCAGUCUGCUGGACGAGCCGGUCUUUGUGAGCUCGUCCGCUGACUCGGCAAACGGGAAAAUCUACUUUUUCUUCUCGGAGUUCGGGAAUGAGUUCAGCUUUCAGGAGAAGCUGCGGAUCCCUCGGGUGGCACAAGUCUGCAAGGACGACGUGGGAGGAGAGAGGACCCUGCAGAAGAAGUGGACCUCCUUUGCCAAAGCCCCCCUGCUCUGCCGGCCCCCCAACCGGCCCCCCCACAACAUCCUGCAGGAUAUGUUCACGCUCCCGCCACCAGAGGGCAGCAGCUCCUCUGAGACGCUGUUCUACGGCGUCUUCACCUCGCAGUGGUCCGGCCAGUCGGAGUCGGCCGUCUGCGUCUUCAGGCUGCAGGACAUCACGACCGUCUUCUCCGGGAGUUACCGGAAGCUGGACAAGAACACCCUGCGCUGGAGUCCGUUCUCUGGGAAACACCUGGGAAAGUGCGGACUGGCGAGUUCUCCGGAUGCUGACCUGGAGGCGGUGAGGACCAGUUUCCUCACGGCCCGCAGCGUGAGACCCGUCAGAAACGGACCGGUUCUGGUUUCUACUGAGCAGCGCUACAGCCACGUGGCCGCGAUGACGGCGAGGGCGGCGAACGGCAAGCAGUUCACGCUCCUGUUCCUGGUGACCGACUCAGGUUUCCUCCAUAAGGUGGUUUUGUUCGAUCAGGAUCCCAGAAUCCUUGAGGAGGUUCAGCUGUUCACUGGACCUCAGCGGGUCGGGAGCCUCGUUCUCUCCUCAGCAAAGGGAGUUCUGUACGUGGGAACGUCUGAGGGGGUCAUGACUGUGCCUUUGGCCACAUGCUCCGCCCACAGGACCUGCAGCCAGUGUGUUCUGUCCCGGGACCCUCUGUGUGGGUGGAGCCAGAGCAGGAGGGUCUGCACGGGUCUUAGCGGCAGUGAGGAGGACGUGAUUCAAAACCUUGAGAACGGAAUCGAGCAGAUGGAAUGUCCUGAAGAAAGACCUGAAAUCAGAGACGUUAGCGUUAGCUUGAACCAGGCGGUUCGACUCCAGUGUGAGAAACCGUCCAGCCUGGCCGUCCUGAGCUGGACGUCCCCUCAGAGGAAGUUCCUCCCGGAGACGCUCUUCAUCCGCUCUCCUGACGGCGGCCUCAGCUUCCUGGCCUCCGCUCAGACCCUGGGGACCUACAGCUGUGAGGCGGAGGAGGCGGGUCACAGGGAGGUGGUCGUGAGCUACAGAGUUCUGGAGACCUUCACUCCUCGCUCCAUCGUCCCUCAGCCAGGAGAGGACUUUGAGGACAUCUCAACUGAAACCGCGGUGCCUGAGGACUCUGUGAACACUCCGGAUCCUCCAGUGCUGGAAACCCCGUCAGCAGAAGAUCCCGGGAAACCUGCGGCCACAACCAAAGCUGGUCCAGAUGUUCCCACAAAACCUGCAUACAAAACCAGCUCCUCGACCUCCAGGACAGAGAACCAGAUCUCCAUGGAUGUGCCUCGCAGAGAGAAGAGCUUCUACGGCGAGCUGGUGGUGGUUUCUCUGCUGCUGGCCGCCAGCGUCUGCGUGAUGGCUGUCGGAGCGUUCGUGGUGUGGAGGCAGAAGAAGACGGGCCUCCACUCAGAUCAUCUGCUCAUGGGGGAGGACAGCAGCAAGACCCACACCAUCAUGGAGAUCUGUUCUCUGGAGAGCACGAAGGAGGCGGCGUCUGAGCUGAAGAACGGGGAGUGACGGGAAGACCUCCUCCAGGGGUUUCUGCCUUCAGGAGAAUCUAAAAACAUAUCCUCAAUUUCAAACAGUUUUUUCUUUUGAAAAACUCUUGAAGCAGAAUGUCACCUUGUAAACCACUAAUGUGAAUAUUUUUGGAAAUGUUGACAAAAAAAAUUCCCCAUGUGAAAUCAAGUAGGCGGAGCUUUCAAAUAUGAUUGAAAUGAAAUCAAAUCAAAUUCUUCCCGUUCGACAUGAAGGACGCAGAAGUUCGAAGGUCACAUUGCUUUGACCUCUUUGAAGUUCUGACUCCAUGCAGACGACACACUUGUUUAUUUUUGACAGGAUACAUUUUGUGACCAAAAAACUUCUUUGCUUCAAGUUUUACGAAGAAAAAGUGAAGCGGGUUUUAUUUUGAAGGUCAAACGUAGUCUCUACUCUGUCAGGACUUCUUGGUCCACGUCCAGAAGACGUUGGUUCAUCGUGACUCGGAAUCGUCUCUCAGGUGUGAAUGUUUGCGGUUGUGUCUCUGCAAUGGACUGACGAACCCUCCAGGGAGAAGCUCACCUCCCCCCACUGUAGCUGGGAUAGGCUCCAGCAACCCCCAGCUCCAAAAGGGCCUAAACGGGUUUGAAACUAGACGAAUGAAUGUUUUUGAUGCACAUGUGAGAUGUUUAUCGUGGUUUUAUUUAUGCAGCCGUGACCUCAGACUCAGUUCAUCCUCUGUUUUAUACAAUGAUGAUUGUUUGUGUUUAUUGUAAAUAUGAUGACGUGUCCCAUCUAAAGUACAUUAAUAAUUUGUUUGUGAUUUACCAAUAGAAUAUCAGAAUGUCUGGAUUAUUAGAACGUUUGGAGGUCUUUCACUCACAUUUGAUGUCACUUUGUCUCCCCCUUGUGUCAGUGAUGAGAACAUCUGAUCAGAGGUUGGUUGGAAACUUCAGAGUUUCUGAGGUUACACUGAAAAGAUGCUGAUGUGCUUAAAGAAUGAAUAAAGUUUGAAUUGACUCAGUGAAA
This is a messenger RNA of Oryzias melastigma (Indian medaka), 4092 nucleotides long. RefSeq names its product semaphorin-4B. The coding region runs from base 811 to 3102 and encodes 763 amino acids. Gene Ontology annotation, biological process: negative regulation of axon extension involved in axon guidance; semaphorin-plexin signaling pathway; axon guidance. The record is from RefSeq and is a predicted model, not a curated record. NCBI's taxonomy places the organism in Eukaryota, Metazoa, Chordata, Actinopteri, Beloniformes, Adrianichthyidae. Gene Ontology annotation, molecular function: semaphorin receptor binding; chemorepellent activity. The transcript is spliced from 14 exons.